AUGGCGGAAAGUAGAAAAUUGAAUGCAGCUAAAACCAGCUCCGGCGAUUCUGUUCCUGGGCGCAAAGAACAAAUAUUAUGUCAGCCAUGUUCAAAAAAGGAUUUACAAAUAACGGCUGAUGUGUAUUGUUCAGAGUGUGACGAAUUUCAGUGCAAUGAAUGUUCAAAGGCACAUACAGUUUAUGCGUUUAUGAACAAUCACAAGUUAGUGAAUACGACAGAAAUGAAAUUAAUAUCAUCUUCUUUUGAUAUGAAAGGAAUGGACAAUUGUGCACAGCACGGUGAAUUGUUGAAUUUUUUCUGUGAAGACGAGAACCAGCUUUGUUGCAGCACAUGUGCUAUAGCGGAUCACCGGAAAUGCCAUAGCGUCGUAGAAGUACAGAAGAUUGUCGGGAAGUCGCGUCCUGCUGGUUCCCAGUUAAAAAGAAAACUGGAAGAAGUAAAAUCAAAGGCGGAGAUGAUUGUAAAACACACUUUUUCAUCGAAAGAACAAGUCAGUAAAGAUGUCAAAGCAAUAUUUGUAGAAAUUAAAAGAAUGAGAGGUGAAAUGAAUAAAAUGUUCGACGACUUGGAAGUUUACGUUACCAGGGAAACUGACGUAUUUCAGGCUGCAGUAACUAAUAAACUGGCAAAGAAACGAUUCAGUAGUGAGAAACAUAUCGCCGAUGCUGCAAAGUCACUGGAAAUUGUUGAUACAGCUUUGCAGAAUGGGACGCCAUCACAGCAGUUUAUAGUAGAAGAGACAUUGAAGAAACAGGCCAAUGAACUUUGCAGGGACGUGGACAAUGAACGUCAAAAUUUACAGACUGCUACCGUUUCCUUUAGAUUUGAUGAAAUGUUAAAGUUUCCACCAUUUCCUAUUUCUGCAUACGUUCCAGGAAAGCUCACAUUAAAAUACACCCUGUCUGAAGCAAAGAAAUCUGUCGCACCUGUAGAUCCGAUCGUGAAAUUAACGAAAAUUACUUCAAUUAAGUUGAAGAAGACUGGAGAUGAUGUCAAGGAACCGUUCUACACAGGACUGGAUUUCCUGCCGGAUGGUAGACUGGUUACCGUGGAUAAUCAGAACAAGAAAUGUUUGAUUUACAAUGAGAAGCCUCAGAAAAUAGGAUCAUUUCAGUUAUCGUAUCAGCCUCAGAGUAUUGUUGCUAUAUCUAAGGAGGAAGUGGCGAUAACAAGUGGUGAUUGCUACACGAUAGACUUUCUACGUGUCAGUAAAUCAAAUGAAAUAACUUUGAUCAGGACAUGUAAAGUUAAGACACGGUAUGAAUCUAUAUGUCUAAAAGAUGAGAGAAAUUUUGUUAUAGGAACUGUUGAUGAAACAACACCUGUUCGUAUUGUAUCAAUGUCAGGAGAAGAGAAAUAUUUCAGCGUCAGCUUUCCCAAUAAGAAAUAUUCUUUACGCGAUAGUGCAUGCAGCUAUAUAAGGAAUACUGAGAAGAUGAUACUGACCGAUAGGUACGAGCAUACUAUUUAUAUAUAUGACGUCGCGACCAACACCAGAGUCGAUGUCAAGGACGACCAGAUCAAGGAACCACGUGGUGUAGCAGUAGGUCCAUCCGACUGUAUCCUGGUUUGCAGUAAAGAUACGCAUUCAGUUGUACAGAUUUCUCAAACAGGCCGGAUCUUGUCAUCGUUUAAGAUCGAUAUGGUAUAUCCAUUCAGAGUCUGUGUUUCAAAGGAUCAAUCUAUUCUUGCUGUCACAAAUAGCUGUAAGGGAAAAAUGAAGUUGCAGUUGUUCAAACUUACAGAUUCUGGGUGA
Messenger RNA from Mercenaria mercenaria, 1758 nucleotides. RefSeq lists its product as uncharacterized. The record is from RefSeq and is a predicted model, not a curated record. Lineage: Eukaryota; Metazoa; Mollusca; Bivalvia; Venerida; Veneridae. The coding region runs from base 1 to 1758 and encodes 585 amino acids. Gene Ontology annotation, molecular function: zinc ion binding. The transcript has a single exon.